This is a messenger RNA of Lobosporangium transversale, 3663 nucleotides long. RefSeq lists its product as hypothetical. NCBI's taxonomy places the organism in Eukaryota, Fungi, Mortierellomycota, Mortierellomycetes, Mortierellales, Mortierellaceae. The record is from RefSeq and is a predicted model, not a curated record. The transcript has 2 exons. Bases 1 to 3663 code for a protein of 1220 amino acids.
AUGGAUCAGGUGGAGUACCAGUCCUUCAGAGCUCUACCGGAUGGUCCAAUUAUACGGAUCGAGGCUUCACAAGAUGAGGAGACAGGGCUCAAGCUUGUGUUCUGGGAAGACAUUCAGGAUCAAUUUCCUGGCGUCCAAAGCAUUAAAAAUGGGGAUAUUGCCAUUUCCUUUGCCAGGAAUUCCAAACGGAAGAGAAUUGAGCCCUGGUGUAUUAGGUAUCACCCGGGUAUUGUCCUGGAUGUUAUCCUCCCUAAUGAUGAUGGACAAGUUGGACAGACUAGACAGGAAUCACCAUUACAACAGAACGUCAGUAGCACAAUCAGUUCUCUAUCCACACAUUCACCAUAUGGAUCCAAGGAGGGUAGCCUCCCAAGUCCUGGUAUCUAUCUGGAUACGUCACUUGCACAAGGGUUUAGUGCUCUUUCUACUGAUCACCCUAGCCCAUACGCAGCGAUAGAGUCAGGAAACAUAGAUGCUCAACCAGAACUCACCAGCUCGCUCGUGAAAGUACCUAGUAGCCUCUCAAGGUAUCCUAGUGCUUCCAGAGCACCUGAUGGCCCAGAGCACCUAGCAUCUGCUAGACCAACUACUCCUACCACCAGUCAACUCGUUCCUCGCAUCCAGUUCACUCUCCAGACAUCCACGCAACUCUUUGGCCACUUUGAGCAAUCUAUUAAAUCAGGACAGAUGCAUCAGGCAGAAUCGAUCAAGCAGGAGAUCCGGGAUGCAUUUCUCAACUUACAAGCAGAGAUGGCUCGAAACCAAGAACUCCAGCUACAAAUGAUAGAAUUGCAACGAACUGCAGCCGAAAUGCAGCAGAAGAUGAUAUCAAUGCAGCAACAGGCACUAGAUCGACUCUCUGUUAUCCAGAGUCGAGUACAGGCUGUCUUGACACAAACGUACGAAUUACAUGAGUUCUCAAUCCCAAGGCUAUUCAUCGUCCUCCCCAAGGAGACUCGACGAAGAGAUGCCCUGUUGAGCCCUUUCACUAGUCAAUUCAGGCUCUACUUCUUAUGUGAAUGUGGAGAGCACACAAUGCCAUCACAACAACAUACUGUAUCUUCAAAGCCGUCGCCUAACUCCACCCCAUACGGAGCAUCGACUCGGGAUAGUAAUAGCAAUAGCAGUGACAAGAGCUUAGACUCCUUUACAGGAAAUGGUGGAUCGAGAACCCCAAUACAUCAUAUACAUGUGGCAAUGCACGAAGGAUAUGACCUUGACCGUCCCAGCGAGUUUUUUCUUAGAUAUGGCACCCACAUCCUCACAUUAUUACAAAUGCUCAAAUAUGGAGUUGUAGCAGCAGGAAUUGUUGUUCCACCACUAGCCAGCAUGAGAUUAGCAGAGAGUAUUGAUAGGCUUCAAGGUGGACUAGAAUAUACGCAGCAAAACUUGGAACCAAAAGUAGACUAUGCUAUCAAGUACCUCGAAUCUCUUGCGCAAAACUGCGGCGCAGUUGCUGCCAGCCUUGAUGACAUUGACAAAACUAUCAGGGAGUUCGAUCCAGAUCCUAAACCCAAUAGCUCAUGGGAUUCAGGUCAGGAUCCGAUCCAAGAUCUCGAAGCUCUGGAAGGCGCGGACUUGCGGCACCUUAGCACGUUUUUGAAAAUCAAGGACGAAGGCAAGGUGUUAGGAAACCUAUACAGGGUUGUUACGAGUGAGGGUCAUGCCAAAUGGGUAUGUCUGGAUCAUUAUCGUGAAAAUUAUCGUGAAUCAGCCAUUGAGCAAUUUCGAGGGGCCGUUGCUCUAAACAAUGGAACGUUUGAAGAGAUAGCUGGUAAAGUUUCUAUUCGCCUGACCUCGAGCACAGUUGCGAAACAAUUUUAUGAAGCGCUGGAAAGAGCAAAGUUUAUUCAGGAACUCAAUCUUGUUCUGGAUUGGGAAUCGUCACUUGAAGAUUUAAGACACUUGAAGGACACUGUUCGAAAGACCAAUAUCGUUAGCCUCAGACUCGACUUCUGCGGUACACAAGGGCCCGCCCGGGAUCUUUUCAACCGGAAUAGGAGAUACGAUCCCGUCAUCCAGAUGAUGGCCAACACAAAGUUGCAAAUUUUUCAUUUAGCACGGUGCGACAGUUUCUGGAGCAGGAUAUCCAAGAAUGCCUCCAUAGUUGCAAAAGCCAUGUCGUCUACCAUUCAGCUCCGCGUUUUGUCUAUCCAAGGUGCAAUAGAGAAUUGGAAAGCAGAACAACAUCAGAUAGAAGACUUUUUGCGACAUAGCCCUCGCCUAACGGAUUUAAGGUUACAGUGUACAGACGUGGAUGCGAUGUAUGAACUGGUCAAAAAUGCGACAGUAAAGUUUCGACAUCUCCAAUACCUAGAGUUGAGUGUAAGUCAGGCAGAUGUACAGGAGCAAGUUGACAUCAAGAUUGCCCAACCCCAGGCACAAAUUUUGUCUAUGGCGAUCACGACCAACAAGCGGCCCUAUACGCAAUUACUUUUCUCUGGUCAUGUACACAAGCUAGUGUUAUAUCAUGAGUUUAAUCUGAACGAAGAGAGAUCUAGUCUCGAGAGAAUCAUUCAUACGAACAAAUGUCUUCAUGAAAUUGGAUUGCGAUGUUCAGUACAAUUCAUGGCUCCGACCUUUCAGGCUAUCCUUUCAGUCUGUGAAAACCACUUGUCGUUACGUCUUGUAGAAAUACAAGAUACAGAACGACGUAACAAACUCACGACAGCAGAUCCUCAUGACCCCAAGGCAACUCUUCUCAGUUUACUAGCGAAUGAACCGAAGGGGAGAGAAGAGCUUAUGCGAGCGUUUGGUUGGGCGUUAAAGAGGAUCCCACCUGGAACAAAGCUUACACAUGGGCUAGUGAAGGGGCUUGAGGAGGCAUUGAGGAUUAGAGGAUCGGCGUUACAGAAAAUCCAUGCCAAUGUCUCGACGCUCGACAAGGAAACGUUAGAAUUGUUUGCCAGAGUGAUAGAGCAUUCAUUAGCGACGCUUUCCUGGCUGGAUAUCAUCAUUUGGGUCACUCAGGAUCAAUAUCGUGUAGUGGCAAUGGAAGCUCUUGCUCGGUUUAUUAUCCGAAUUAGCCCUCAGAUUACACGACUGCAGUUGCGCAUGUAUGGAUUGCCACAGCUUUUGUUUAGUCUUUCAUCUGCUGCGUCAAUUGCUCAACAGGCAGCCACAGUGUCGCUAACUAGGACUUACACAGUGGCUGGCAGAAGUUAUGGCAACAAUACGGCGGCUUUUCCAGUGGCUGCAAAAUCCUCCCUUUUGAACGGAGUGACCAUGCCAAUGCUUGAGGAGCUAGAGAUACAGCCCGAAGCAGACACAUAUGGCAAGAUACUACAUUGCCAAAUCAACCCUCCACAUGUGCAAUGGCUCCAAAUCCCGUUAUCAUCACCUCAUUUGAAGUCUAUUAAGCUUGGAUACCUCGAUAUUCUUAAAGAUGACUGGAUUGUGCUCAUACGGAACCUUCGUUUCAACACAGUGGAGACACUUAUUCUUGAGGGAACCAAUUUUUCAGAUCGGCAAGCAGAACUUUUGCUUGAAUGUCUUUCAUACUGUGCAAGCGUUCAACCUACAUCUUAUAGUGGCGAUGAAAAAAUGAAAUCGGUAGCGCUCAAAACACUGAAGAUCGAGGGAUCUCUGGUCACUGCUCCUGUGUUGACUGGAUUUGUAGCCCAAGUACACGCAUUAUUGCCAGAUUGCGAGUUAAAGGUCUGA